AUGGCUGAAGUUGUGAACGGCGUGAACCAGCUUUCUGUUGAAGAGAAGGCCAAGCCUCAACCUCAGGUGAAUAAGAAGGAAAAGAAGAAGGACAAACAGCCGCAAAAGGCUUUGUUCUUGGACCCUCCACCUGAGUUCUUGGACUACAGGUUGAAAAUCUUCGACGAGAUUAAAGCUAAGCAAGAUGCUGAAUUUGCCGCUCGUGAAAGAAAACCAAUCAAGAUUACUUUGAAGGAUGGUUCCGUGAAAGAGGGAAUUGCCUGCGAGACCAGCCCUUUUGAAAUCGCCAACAGCAUUGGCAAAUCUUUCCUUGAAAGACAGGUGAUCUCUAAGGUUAAUGGCGAGCUUUGGGACUUGGAAAGACCCCUUGAGGCCGACGCUGAACUUGAGUUCUUGGACUUUGAGCACCCGAGGGCUUGCGAGAACCACUACGGCUGCCACUUGUCCUACGGUCCACCCACAGAGGAUGGUUUCUUUUAUGACAUGUCUAUCAACAGCGGUGAGGGUGUUGUCUCCCAGGAAGACUUUGGCACCAUUGAAAAGGUCUCCACAAAGGUCAUUAAGGAAAAGCAGAAGUUCGUCAGACUAGAAAUGACUAAGGAGGAAUUGUUGAAGAUGUUUGCUUACAACAAGUAUAAGGUCAAGUUCAUCAGCGACAAGGUUCCAGAUGGAACAUCUACUACCGUUUACAGAUGUGGACCUUUGAUCGACUUGUGUAGAGGUCCUCACAUCUUGCACACCGGUAAGAUUAAGGCUUUCAAAGUCUUGAAGAACUCUUCUUCCUACUUCUUGGGAGAUGCUGCCAAUGACUCUUUGCAGAGAGUCUACGGUAUCUCUUUUCCAGACAAAAAGUUGAUGGACGAGCACUUGAAGUUCUUGAAAGAGGCAAGUGAAAGAGAUCACAGAAAGAUCGGUAAAGAGCAGGAAUUGUUUUACUUCAAUGAAGUCUCGCCUGGUUCGGCGUUCUGGUUGCCACACGGUACCAGAAUUUACAAUACUCUUGUCGACAUGUUGAGAAAUGAGUACAGACAAAGAGGCUACGAGGAAGUCAUAACCCCUAAUAUGUACAACACCAAGUUGUGGGAGAUUUCUGGACACUGGGGUAACUAUAAGGAGAACAUGUUUUCUUUCGAGGUGGAGAAGGAAACCUUCGGUUUGAAACCUAUGAACUGUCCUGGUCAUUGUGUCAUUUUCAAGAGCAGAGAGAGAUCUUACAGAGAAUUGCCAUGGCGUGUUGCCGACUUUGGUGUCAUUCACAGAAACGAAUUCUCUGGUGCCCUUUCGGGUUUGACCAGAGUUCGUAGAUUCCAACAGGAUGACGCUCACAUCUUCUGUCAACAAGACCAAAUCGAGCAGGAAAUUGCUGGUGUCUUCGACUUUUUGCAAAAGAUCUACGGUAUCUUUGGCUUCGAGUUCAAGAUGGAAUUGUCUACCAGACCUGAAAAAUACGUUGGUGAGUUGGAGACCUGGAAUGCUGCCGAGAAGAACUUAGAAAACGCAUUGAACAAAUUUAUGGGUGAGGGCAACUGGGAGUUGAACCCUGCCGACGGUGCCUUCUAUGGCCCUAAGAUUGAUAUCAAGAUCAGUGAUGCAUUGAGAAGAUGGUUCCAGUGUGCCACCAUUCAGUUGGAUUUCCAAAUGCCUCAGCGUUUUGACUUGGAGUACAAGGCUGACUCUAACGACAAGGAGAAGACUACUGCUAGACCAGUCAUGAUUCACAGAGCCAUUUUGGGUUCCGUCGAGAGAAUGACCGCUAUUUUGACCGAGCAUUUCAAGGGUAGAUGGCCGUUCUGGUUGUCUCCUAGACAGGUUUUGGUUGUUCCAGUGGGUGUGAAAUACUUUGACUACGCCGAGUCCUUGAAGGAGAGGUUGGUGAAGCAGCAUGGAUUCUACGCGGAUGUGGACCUUUCUGGUAACACAUUGCAGAAGAAGGUUAGAAGUGGUCAAUUAUUGAAGUAUAACUUCAUUUUCAUCGUUGGUGAGCAGGAGCAGGCUGAGGAGAGUGUGAAUGUCAGAAACAGAGAUAUUCAGGAAGAGCAAGGUAAGAAUGCUACAGUGAAAUUUGACGAGGUUGUCAAGCAGUUGCUCAGAUUGAAGGAGGAGUUCAGGGUUGACAACAAGUUGGUUUAA
Messenger RNA from Candidozyma duobushaemuli, 2130 nucleotides. It is a transcript of the gene THS1, whose product is annotated as threonine--tRNA ligase. Gene Ontology annotation, cellular component: cytoplasm. Gene Ontology annotation, biological process: threonyl-tRNA aminoacylation. The coding region runs from base 1 to 2130 and encodes 709 amino acids. Gene Ontology annotation, molecular function: threonine-tRNA ligase activity; ATP binding. The transcript is spliced from 2 exons. The record is from RefSeq and is a predicted model, not a curated record. Lineage: Eukaryota; Fungi; Ascomycota; Pichiomycetes; Serinales; Metschnikowiaceae.